Amyelois transitella is the source of this 782-nucleotide messenger RNA. RefSeq names its product protein lethal(2)essential for life-like. Gene Ontology annotation, biological process: response to heat; protein refolding. Bases 145 to 723 code for a protein of 192 amino acids. Gene Ontology annotation, molecular function: protein folding chaperone. NCBI's taxonomy places the organism in Eukaryota, Metazoa, Arthropoda, Insecta, Lepidoptera, Pyralidae. The record is from RefSeq and is a predicted model, not a curated record. The transcript has a single exon.
UUGCUCAGCAGUAUUUUGUACAGAACGCGAGUACUGUUCAAGCGAAUUACACGCGAAACGACUCAUUUUCCUGCGAGUUUUUGUGAAUAUCGGCGUUUCAACUCCUGAUUCAUUAUUUAGUACUCCAGUGAGCCGUAUUAUACAAUGGCGCUAUUACCAUAUUUAUUCGACGAGUUACGUCCCCGCCGCAUCCGUAACCAACUCUUUGGACUGGAUCUGUCUCCAAACGACUUCCUGACUGACGUCUUCGACCGCCCAUCAAUUCAGGUCAGAAAAUACAUUCGUCCCUGGAGGAACUUAGCGGCUGUGGCAAGAGACGUGGGUUCUACCAUUAAAACCGACAAAGAUAAAUUCCAGGUGAAUUUGGACGUCCAGCAUUUUGCUCCUGAAGAGAUUUCGGUGAAGACUGCUGAUGGGUACAUCGUCAUUGAAGGAAAACACGAAGAGAAGGAGGAUGAACAUGGAUAUGUAUCAAGGCAGUUCAAACGCCGCUACGCUCUGCCUGAAGGUUGUAACCCCGAGACAGUUGAGUCUAAAUUGUCGUCAGAUGGCGUUCUAUCGGUGAUCGCGCCAAAAUCUUCGGCUGGUGUUAAAAAUGAAAGAGCGAUUCCCAUCACUCACACAGGCCCUGUGAGAAGGAAGGCUGCUGAUGAGGAAGAGAAGGUGGAAAAUGGAGAAGCUGAAGAAGAAGUGAAGUCGCCGCAGAAGAAAAGAAGGCGUUGAUUAAAUAAGUUUAGAAUUUUUAAGUUAAGAUUUAGGACAUUCCUAUUUUUAAGACUGAU